AUUCUCACACGCUCACUCUCUCUCUCUCUCUCUAAAAACUGUGAAUACUUUCUCUCACUAAAGCUCCUCAAUCAUGGAGGAUGAAGCAGUGGCCAAGGCGGCUGCAGGCUGGGCUGAGCUCAAGUACCAAUCUGGGCUGGGCAACCACUUUUCCUCUGAGGCUCUGCCUGGGGCUCUGCCGUUGGGCCAGAACAGCCCAUUAAUUUGCCCGUAUGGGCUCUACGCUGAGCAAAUCUCUGGGACCUCCUUCACUGCUCCUAGAAGGGUCAACCAAAGGAGCUGGUUGUAUCGUAUAAAACCCUCGGUCACACACGAGCCAUUCUACCCCCGGGUACCUGCACAUAAAUACUUAGUCAGCGAGUUCAACCAGUCGACGAGCUCUGUUAAUCCAACACAGCUUCGCUGGAAACCUGCAGAUAUUCCAGGUUCUCCUACUGAUUUCAUUGAUGGACUUUAUACGAUGUGCGGAGCAGGGAGUUCUUUCCUUCGAUAUGGAUAUGCAAUUCACAUGUACGGUGCCAAUAAAUCCAUGGAUGGUUGUGCCUUCUGCAGUGCUGAUGGUGAUUUCUUAGUAGUUCCCCAAGAAGGAAGAUUAUUUAUCACGACUGAAUGUGGAAAAUUGCAAGUAUCCCCUGGUGAAGUUGUUGUUAUUCCACAAGGCUUUCGCUUUUCCGUAGAUUUACCUGAUGGGCCAUCACGUGGUUAUGUUGCUGAAAUUUUCGGAACUCAUUUUCAACUUCCUGAUCUAGGUCCAAUCGGUGCCAAUGGUCUUGCAUCUGCAAGGGAUUUUCUUGUCCCCACUGCUUGGUUUAAUCAUGAUUCUCAUCCUGGGUAUACUAUAGUACAAAAGUUUGGUGGAGAAUUAUUCACUGCUAGACAGGAUUUUUCUCCAUUUAAUGUGGUUGCCUGGCAUGGAAACUAUGUACCAUACAAGUAUGAUCUUAGUAAGUUUUGCCCAUUUAACACUGUUUUAGUCGAUCAUGGCGAUCCUUCAAUAAAUACAGUGCUGACGGCACCAUCAGAUAAGCCUGGUGUUGCACUGCUUGAUUUUGUAAUCUUUCCACCGAGAUGGUUGGUUGCCGAGCACACUUUUCGACCUCCAUAUUAUCAUCGGAAUUGUAUGAGUGAAUUCAUGGGCUUAAUAUAUGGUGCAUAUGAGGCGAAAGCAGGUGGAUUUCUUCCCGGAGGUGCCAGCCUUCAUAGCUGCAUGACACCUCAUGGACCAGACACCAAGAGCUAUGAGGCAACAAUAGAACGAGGAGAAAAUGUGGAACCACACAGAAUAAGCAAUACUAUGGCCUUUAUGUUUGAGUCUUGCCUCGUUCCUCGCGUAUGCCCGUGGGCCCUUGAAUCUCCCUGCAGAGAUCCUGACUAUUACCAGUGCUGGAUUGGCUUGACGUCGCACUUUUCAGGCAAUAAGGAGGAGAAUGCUAAUGGAAACGGCGAGGUAGUUCCCUCUGGAGAGAGUGCAGAUGACUGAUAUGCUCGCGGUUUUCUGGUAACUACAACAAGCUUUGCUGUAUAUAUUAGCAUAAUAAUCUCUCUGGAAGUACCUUUCAUGUGGGUGCAAGCUGAGGGAUCAGAAGAAUAAAUGUACUGUAUAUAUACGAUUGAAAACAUUACGUCCUGGUGGAAAGCACUGUAGUGCAAUUCUGCCUACGUGACCUCACUCUAAUGUGUUUGAACUUACACCCUUCAUAUGGCUGUGGGGGAACAUUCUAAAUAAUUUGGGCCUGUUCGCAGAGUAGUUCAUAAAUGUGAUUCAUAUGCAGUUUCAUUUGUUUA
Molecule: messenger RNA, 1785 nt
Organism: Asparagus officinalis (garden asparagus)
Lineage: Eukaryota; Viridiplantae; Streptophyta; Magnoliopsida; Asparagales; Asparagaceae
Product: homogentisate 1,2-dioxygenase
Exons: 9
Coding region: 74-1480 (468 amino acids)
Biological process (GO): L-phenylalanine catabolic process
Cellular component (GO): cytoplasm
Molecular function (GO): homogentisate 1,2-dioxygenase activity
Source: RefSeq, a predicted model, not a curated record